Molecule: messenger RNA, 2457 nt
Organism: Closterium sp. Yama58-4
Lineage: Eukaryota; Viridiplantae; Streptophyta; Zygnematophyceae; Desmidiales; Closteriaceae
Source: the annotation of a GenBank genome assembly
AUGCCGUCCAAGGGAAAUUCAUUCACGGAGUACGGCGAAAAGCCGAGCUCGCGACGGCCCGGAUUGCUGAAGAACCAACUGCGGCUGGUGCGGCGCGUGAUGCCGGACGGCAAGGCGCGCAAGGAGAUAGCUCCGGUGGAGGAGCAGCUAUCGUUCGAAAAAGGCUUCUUCCUCUUCAUCCGCGCCGUGCAGCUCCUCACACAGAACAACGCGGGCGUGAUUCUGGUGGGGCUGGCGGGGCCGUCGGGCGCGGGGAAGACGGCGUUCACGCACAAGGUGGCGGGCUUCAUGCCCUCCAUCGCCGUGCUCUCCAUGGACCACUACAACGUCGCCUCGCGCGUCAUCGACGGCAACUUUGACGAUCCGCGCAUCACGGACUACGAGCUGCUGCUGGAGAACAUCGAGGGGCUGCGGCGAGGCGAGGCGGUGCAGGUGCCCAUCUACGACUUCAAGUCCAGCCAGCGCGUUGGCUUCAGGGAGCAAGCAGUCCCCAAGUCGCGAGUGAUCAUCCUGGAAGGCAUUCAUGCGCUCAAUGAGCGCGUGCGGCCGCUGUUGGACCUGCGUGUGGCCAUCACGGGCGGGGUGCACUUCGACCUCGUCAAACGGGUACUGCGCGACAUUGACCGCUCGGGGCAGGCGCCUGAAAGCAUCAUCCAGCAGAUCUCUGAAACGGUGUACCCAAUGUACAAGGCGUUCAUAGAGCCGGAGCUGAAGACGGCGCACAUCCGCAUGGUGAACAAUUUCAACCCCUUCUCUGGCUUCCAGGACGCCACCUACCUCCUCAAGGCAAGCCCUGUUACAUUCGUGCAGUCGCGAGCAGAGGGCGAGGGGUGGGAGGAGCGGGUGAGGGGGGUGCUGGCAGGCGAGCACACGAGGGAGGAGGUGGAGACGUACGAGAUCUACCUGCUGCCGCCCGGGGAGGACAAGGACACGUGCCAGUCAUACCUGCGCAUGCGCAACCGCGAUGGGCGGUACUCGCUUAUGUUUGAGGAGUGGGUAACGGACGGCCCCUUUAUAAUCACACCACGCAUCACCUUCAGCGUUUCGGUGCGGCUGCUGGGCGGGCUGAUGGCGCUGGGGUACGAGAUAGCGCACAUCGUGCACCGCGAGUCCAUCGUGCUGAAAGAGCAGGGUGAAGCGAGCAGCGUGCUUUCCGUGAAGAUUGACAAGAUUGAGCAGCUCAAAGCCACUUAUGUGCAGGUGAGGGGGAGGGAGACUGUGUGGGCUGAUGGCGCUGGGGUGAUAGGCAAGGACCGCAAGCGCGUGAAGGAGGUGGCGGAGCAGCUGGGCAUGGAGGGGGAGGGGGGGUACAUCUCCCAUCCUUAUAUCGAGGAUAUUAAACUGCACCACCUCACGCAGGAGAUUCAGAGCAACCAGCCGUCCCCCCUCUCCUCCAACGCGCUCAAGGCGCGCCUGCGCAUAUCCGACGACAUUCUGCCCUUCAGCCCGCCUGUGGGCCCUCGCUUUGCCUCCCCCACCGCCUCCUCCUCUGCUGAAGCUGCCUCCUCCUCCUCCUGGUCUGCAGGUGGCCACAAGCUCGACAAAACCAAGAGCCUUGUAUCCAUGGGACAGGGAGACCCGUCUCCAGACAGCAUGCCAGCGCCUACAGCAGCGCUAGCCAAGGCGGAGAUCAGCACCAUGCGCUCUGCGUGCUCCGCGACAGCCGUGGAGCUGCUCAAGCUGGACGCCAGGUGGCAGGGAGAGGGGGACGGCAGCCACGCUGAGCAGCGGGGACGGGCGGUGGAGGCAAGCCCAGCGGAGCGUGGUGGUGGGAGAAGCGCGUUUCACAGGAGUGGUCAUCAAGCGCAGCGUGGUAAUGAGGAUAAUGUGGAGCAGCAGGAGGGGCAGCAGCAGCAGCAGCAAGUGGCGGUGGUGCUGUCGGCAUCAGCGGUUGCUCAGAUGCUGCAGAGCAACGAGUUGGUGGAGGGCAAGCUGGCGAGCAUCACACAGCAGAUGGACCGGCUGCUGCUGCGCUUGGAGCAGGGCGGGCAGGCAGGGCAGGCUCUGGCACGCAGCACUGGCAGCAGCAAACCACCUGCCUGCAGCCUUGCGAGUCGAGCUGAGGGGCAUGAGGACAAAGUGGCUGAGGGUGGUCCACAGGGGAAACAGGUUUCAAAUGGUGGCAACGCGGGGCAGAAUGGCGGAGUGUUUGUUCCGCUGGGGCAGGAUGGCGACAGAAGUGCGAGGGAGGGUGGGGGCGCAGGGAGCGCGCUGCAGAGGGACGUGAGUGCCGUGGCGGAGCAGCAGCGCCACAUGACUCGCCAGGCACUCGUCUACUGCAGCAUGAUGACUUCUGAGGCGCCUCUAAAGUCGUCUUGGACUUUUGGGCCAAGACACUCAUCUGCUGCAGCCGAUGGCUCAUCUGUGUGGGUCUUAUUGGUAAGCUGUGCUCGCCAGGAACGAGCGAGUUCACACGGAUGUAACAGCUGUAACGAGAUAUUGCAGUAUGCUCUGUAA